CGCCUGUCCGCAGCCGACGUCCGCCGGCGUGCCGCACGCGCCUCCCGCUGUGUCCCAGUUUCCUGGCCCCGGGUCCCCUCCCCGCGCUGCCGCUCCGCCGCCGGAGGGGCGCUCCCCUUUCUGGCUGACGUUUUAGGGGCCCGACGGGCCCGCGUGGCGCCGGGGAAGCGGCCCAGCCUGUCCCGGGCCCCGCGCGCGCAGCCUGGCGGCCCGGCGCCCUCCGCCGCUGCCAGCCCUCCCGGGACCCACCGACUCCUCGCUGGGUGGCCGCGGCCUCCGGGGGCAUGUGGUGCGGACCCAGCGCUUUCGGUUCUCGGAGGAGCCGGGCCUGGGAGCGGAGGGGGCCAUGCUGGAGGUCCGCGUCCCGCAGGUUCUGCAUCUUCAGUAUGGAAUGUACGUUUGGCCCUGUGCUGUAGUCCUGGCCCAGUACCUGUGGUUUCAUAGAAGAUCCCUACCAGGCAAGGCUAUCUUAGAGAUUGGAGCUGGAGUGAGCCUUCCAGGAAUUGUUGCUGCAAAAUGUGGCGCAGAGGUGACGCUAUCGGACAGUUCAGAGCUGCCUCACUGCCUAGAAGUCUGCCGGCAGAGCUGCCAAAUGAAUGACCUGCCACAGGUGCGUGUUCUAGGUCUAACGUGGGGCCACCUAUCUCUGGACCUGCUGACUUUGCCACCCCAAGAUAUUAUUCUUGCAGCUGACGUAUUCUUUGAACCAGAAGACUUUGAGGACAUUUUAACUACAGUAUACUUUCUGAUGCAGAAGAACCCCAAGGUCCAAUUGUGGUCUACUUACCAGGUAAGAAGUGCUGACUGGUCACUUGAAGCUUUGAUCUACAAGUGGGAUAUGAAAUGUGUCCACAUUCCUCUGGUGUCUUUUGAUGCAGACAAGGAAGAUAUAGCAGAAUCUGCCCUUCCAGGAAGACAUACUGUUGAAAUGCUGGUUAUCUCAUUUGCAAAGGACAGUCUGUGAGUUAAACCUACAAGCUGUUUUGGGACAAUGUCCAUAUUGAUUAGCAACCUGGCAUGCCGGUGAGGAUCCAGACCACUUCAGCCUGAGUAUAAGCAAUGGUCAGAUCUAUUGGCCUUAAGACUGUGAUGUGUCAUCUAGACAGUACUUGUGGGACACAUAGCCAUGGAAACAAAAAUUAAAACACCUAUUAAGGACUCAAGUUGUUCCUAAGUCAUUAAAAUAGGGCAUCCAUUAGGUCAUGAGAAAGGAGCAGCCACAACCUCAGCGUGCUACCAUAGAACAUCAAUUUUAGGGAUUGUUGAACUGGCAUAAAAAAAAAAAAUCAGCUAAGCAUUUCACUUUGAUACUAUACAGUAACAUUCACAAUGGCACAGGUCUUUCAAACAAAGGGAGGAAAAAAGACCAAGACAUAUUCUGAGAAAAGCUAACACCAAGAAAACAUUUUUAAUUAAACUAUAGAAACAACGGUUAUAGUACAGAAUAUUUAUGAGCAAAAAAAAAAAAAAAAGAUACACCAUGUUUUAAGUACUUACAAAGUUACAAACCAUUUGCUUCCUUAACAUUUUUCAUAUUUCAAGUUCAUACAUGAAGGUGAUCAUUUUUACCAUUUGGUGGAGUGAGGGGUA
Molecule: messenger RNA, 1590 nt
Organism: Pipistrellus kuhlii (Kuhl's pipistrelle)
Lineage: Eukaryota; Metazoa; Chordata; Mammalia; Chiroptera; Vespertilionidae
Gene: METTL23
Product: methyltransferase like 23
Exons: 5
Coding region: 347-964 (205 amino acids)
Cellular component (GO): cytoplasm; nucleus
Source: RefSeq, a predicted model, not a curated record